This is a messenger RNA of Pseudovirgaria hyperparasitica, 1998 nucleotides long. Its product is annotated as MFS general substrate transporter. The transcript has 4 exons. Lineage: Eukaryota; Fungi; Ascomycota; Dothideomycetes; Acrospermales; Acrospermaceae. Gene Ontology annotation, molecular function: transmembrane transporter activity. The record is from RefSeq and is a predicted model, not a curated record. Gene Ontology annotation, biological process: transmembrane transport. Bases 155 to 1801 code for a protein of 548 amino acids.
CAAGAUUGAUGCCCUGUCAUCCUAGUCUUUGGGGUUGAGUACUGUGCUAUGUGACCGGAAGGCAUCGAUCUUGAUUUGAGUAUAAGUAUUCACAUCCUCGUUCUGCAUUUCACAUAUUGUCGAGUCCCAUUUUCCGAACCACCCCACAAUCAUCAUGUCAGCAAGUGAAAGUGUGCCUGGAACAGAACUACUCUACGACAAUGGCGAUAGGGACCCAGAGACCUCGAGAAGACUUCAAAACCUACAGCAUGUUCGACAUGGCGACGGACAUAUCAUACUGGUUCCCCAACCGUCUUUGCAUGACCCUAAUGACCCACUGCGAUGGUCAACAGCGAAGAAAUGGACAACAUUCCUCAACGGCGUGUUCUAUGCCUUCAUCGGGUCCGUCACAGGACCUCUGGUAGCAGCAGGUAUGAUCCCACUCUCUGAGUUUUUCGGCGUCUCUCUGCAAAUGAUAUCCUACUCCAACGGCGCAAACCUCGCCUGCCAAGGUGUGGCGACCACCAUUUGGAUGCCGUUUGCCGUCAAAUACGGACGCCGUCCCAUCUACUUUUUCUCAAACAUUCUAAUGGGUGUCGCAUGCGUAUGGCUCGCGCUCGCCUCGCGCGCCUCGUACACUCCCUACCUCGUCGGCCGCGCCUUUCUGGGCAUCUGGCAAGCGCCCAUCGAAUCCAUCGUACCGAGCACCGUGACAGACCUGUUUUUCCUGCAUGAUCGCGGGGCGAAGGUCAGCAUAUAUGGCUUGAGUGUCCUGGGUGGUAACGAGCUAGGGCCAUUAUUGAGUGCGUUUAUCAUCCAGAGUCUGGGCGUCGCGUGGAGUUUUUGGAUCAUGGGUAUCGUAGUAUUCGUGAGUUGUGUGGCGAUGUUUUUUAGUAUGCCGGAGACGCUCUAUAUGGGGCCAAGGCCAUCGAUUCGAGCCUUGACUGCGGGCGUUGAGGAGAAGUCGAGUCGUGGGACGAGUAUGUCUGGGGACACGGAAUCGCCCAGUGGCAAUAUCAACGACCAGCACAGCGGCGUCAAGCCGGUCGAAAAGAGGACUUACUUGUCAGAACUCAAAUUCUGGGGCUUGAAUGAUCCCAAUGUCAACCUCCUCCACGCCUUCCUGCGCCCUUUUAUCCUUUUCACCUACCCCACCGUCCUCUGGGCAUGUAUCGUAUACGGCUUUUCUCUCUCCUGGAACGUCAUCUUAGGCGCGACCGUUGCACAGCUGUUUGCACCGCCGCCAUAUAACUUUGAUUCCUCUGCCCAAGGCCUUAUAUUCGUCUCCCCACUCAUCGGAUCGCUCAUAGGUACAUACAUCUGCGGGCCUCUCGCCGACCGUAUCGCCAACACCGCCACCCGGCGCAACGGUGGGAUUCGCGAGCCCGAGAUGCGACUGCCCACAUGUGCCAUUGCGGCCACGCUGACGUUCUUCGGCGUGCUCAUCACCUCCCUGACAUAUACGCAUCAAACGCACUGGAUAGGCCCGCUAUUUGGAAUCGGGGUGUUUAGUACGGGUGCGCAGAUGGGCGCAACGUUGAGUAUGAGCUAUGUACUGGACUGCCAUCGUGAGCUGAGUGUAGAGUUGAUGGUUAGUGUUGCGGCGCUGAAGAGCUUGAUUGCGUGGAUCUGGACGUGGGUCGUCAAUGAUUGGAUUGAGAGGGAUGGGAUGAUGGUUGUGUAUAUGAGCAUUGCGGCGAUCAAUGUUGCCGUAUAUCUCACCACAAUCGUACUCUAUAUAUAUGGGAAGAGACUGAGAGUGUGGAUUCAUAGUAGAGAUUUGCUGGGCGAGUUGGGCUUGAGGGACAGGUUGGGGAGGUGAUGAUCUUGAUUGCUUCCCACUGGGUCUAGUCAAAGGUGGUCCUUUGGAUCCUCGCCGGAGUCCUUGGUUAUUCACCGCAGACUUGCAGUCUCGCUUUUGUCACCUGGCGCAGAAUAACGAUUGAGGUUUUAUGUCUCCUUUCCGGGUAACUUCCACCUUGGCAGCACCAACAUCGAAUGUGUUAUCGUGGCAAGCAA